UCCUGCCCACGACUGGUCACAACUCUAGGGCCACAAAAUAUGGACUACGAGCCCAAGAAAGCCAAAAAGGGCUUCGUGUCACCCAUUAAACGGCUGGUUUUCCCUAAGGCCGGACGCAGGCAGGCGGACAGGGGCAACGUUUAUCGCCGUCCGCUCCAUACCGUCCCCCUUUACCCUCCAGACUUUCUCAUCCACCCUGAGAGACUCAUCUAUGAUUAUGUGGAGAAAGAAGUCAAGUUUCUGGGUCACCUGACUUGGGUGUCAUGCUCCUUGAACCCAUCGAGCAGAGACGAACUGCUGCAGCUUCUAGACACAGCCAGGAAAUUAAAAGUCCUUCCGCUGAGGACAAGCCCGGAGCAGGACUGCAUCCUCAGCUUGUCUGCUCGCUGUCUGCUGCUGACCUGGAGGGACAAUGAGAAAUUGCUGCUCAGAAUUCCAACACAUGAGAUUGCUGCUGCCUCCUACCUGCGAGAUGAUGCACUGCACCUACUGGUGCUCAAGACAGGUCUGAAUGUUGACACGGUCCUUGCUGGGGGCAGUUUAGAGAAGAGACCCACUGGCCUCGAGGGUCGCAGGCAGACAAUGAGCAAUACGGAUCCUCGUCCAGCAGGGGGCACAAUGGAACGUCGCCACACCAUCUGUGGCUUGGACUGGAAACCGUCCUCACGGCAUGAGUCCAAACAAAGCAGCAGUGGAGGGGGGGCUCAAGGUGGCACAGGUGGGGGUGGGGGUGGGGGUGGAUGUGGUGGAGGGUCAGGUGGAGGGGGCAGUUUAGAAAGGAAACAGGUGGGGGGCAGCUGGGAGCGGAGGCAGACCCGUAAAGCGUGCGGAGGCAGCUGGGAAAAGCGGCCCAUGAGCGGAAGCUGGGACCGGCGACCGGUAGGGGGGAGUUGGGAGCGUCGUGGGGGAGGUGGAGGUGUGGUGGUGGGUAGCUGGGAGAAGAGGCAUGGGCCAGGGAGUAAACCUGGAGGGAGCUGGGAAAGGAAACACAGUCAAGGGGGAAGCUGGGAGCGUCGGCAGGCCUGCACGGGGAGUUGGGAGCGGGGCAAGUCCUACGGUAGCUGGGAAAGGCGGAACCACAACCCCCUGGAGCCCACGCCCUGUCCGGACGCCUACUGUAACCUGGUUAUACUGGCUGUGGAAAACAGGGAUGCGGCAGAAGAAUACUGUGCUCUCAUCUGUCAGAUGUUCCAGAUUAUCUAUGGACACCAGACUAUUGAGUGUGUGGAUAGGGCCGGAUACCACUACACAAUACCUGAUCACUACUGGUUCCAGAGGAGUGACAGCUGCCUGACAGAUAUGACAUAUGGUUAUGACACUGACUUUAGCUGCUGCAGUUCCUACGAUGGCUCUCAGGAUGCCUUUGAUCCAUACUACAGUGAAAACUACAGUGAGAGCUCAUCGCUGUCUCUGCACGAUUCCCACCGGAGCUUGGCCUCUCUGCACAGCGACAGUGAGCCCAGCAACGCCAGUCUGCAGCUGAUGCAGGAAUACAUGAUUACAUUGAGGAGUAAGCUGGCCCCUCUGGAGAUCCAACAGUUCGCCCUGUUACUGCGAGAGUAUCGAGUGGGAGCCCUGAUCGAGGAGUUCUGCGCAGACCUUCUUCAGCUGUAUGGAGAUACCCGCAAAUUCCUGCUCCUAGGUAUGAGACCCUUUAUUCCCGAUAAGGACGUGGGCACCUUCGAGAGCUUUCUGGAAGGUAUCGGAAUCCGAGAAGGUGGGAUCCUGACAGACAGUUUUGGGCGAAUUAAAAGGAGCAUGAGCAGUACCUCUGCGACGGCAGUUCGUGGGUACGACAGCUGGUCCCUCCCCUCUGACUCACACGAUUUCAACCGUCGAAUCAGUGACAUCACACACGACAUUGAGGCACUUGGGUUUGAAGAGGGAGACAUUGAGGAGGAAGAUUACUACUUGUGAGACAAAAGAACCACGCACACACAAAAAAAAUAAUAACAUAGCAUCAGCAAAACCAGCAACUGAUCUAGCAAUAAAAAGUCUAUUUAAAAAGAAAAAGAAGAUAAAAAGGCCAAUGAGCAGCUGUGGUCUCAUGAUAUUUCUGUAUAUGAUUAGAGAUGUGUUAAGAUCUUCUGUCAUAUAUCAGUGUGGCCUUUUAAAAGAGGGACCAUACCAAACAUUGACACAUUGAGACAAGCCCUUUUUUACAACCAUAACACAGUAUUGUUUAUGAUAAGUAGACUCUUUGCCUCUAAUUUGCAUCAGGGGAUUUACAUGUAAUUUGCACGCAGGUCCACAUAGACAUGAAUGAAUACCAAAUGAAAGAUACACGAGGGGGCUAUAAAGAAGACGAAACAGAAGAGAAAAAUACUAGAGAUGACAAAUGGACAAGUGCAUAUGGAAAAAGCAGGAAAGUGUAGCUACAGAACUUCUAAAAAUACACAAAGAAAGAGAGAGAGAGAGAGAGAGAGAGAG
Messenger RNA from Chanos chanos (milkfish), 2430 nucleotides. RefSeq names its product CCM2 like scaffold protein (gene ccm2l). Bases 40 to 1917 code for a protein of 625 amino acids. The transcript is spliced from 10 exons. Gene Ontology annotation, biological process: heart morphogenesis. NCBI's taxonomy places the organism in Eukaryota, Metazoa, Chordata, Actinopteri, Gonorynchiformes, Chanidae. The record is from RefSeq and is a predicted model, not a curated record.